Lactuca virosa is the source of this 852-nucleotide messenger RNA. The record is from the annotation of a GenBank genome assembly. Lineage: Eukaryota; Viridiplantae; Streptophyta; Magnoliopsida; Asterales; Asteraceae.
AUGGAUGUGAGGUACGCCAGACACGGCGGUUUCGGUGGUGGUGGUGGUUGUGUUGCGAGGUACGUUGGUGGUGGGUUGUAUGAUAUAUCGAUGGUGGACAGGAUGAUGCUCAAGUUCAGACCAAUUGCACCAAAGCCGGUGGCUUCUGGGUCGGGUUCCGGUGACUCCACGAUGGAGAACGGUGGUAAAAGUGGCGGAGUUAAGAGGAAGUACGUUAGGGUGAAGGGAAACAACAGGAAUAAGGAUACUAAAGUUAAAAAAAGAAAGGUGUCAACGUCAUCGUUUCAGCCCAGGGAAGCAGUUUCCAGUGGUGGUGACGCGGUGGUGACGCUGUCGUUGAUGCCGGAGACGCCAGAUCGGAAGGAGAACUCGCCGGCCAACACUUCGUCGAGUGAAAACCUCGAUAAUAUUCUCCCGGUCAAGAAGAUAUCAUCCCCGAUCUGGUUAAGCUUCAAGAACAGCAAUCAAACACCGCCGGAGAGACAGCAACCGGUACUGUCGUCCGUGAAGGUGGAAUGGGUGGCGGAGACAUUUGUAGACAAGGGGUGGGUACGGUGGACGGAGAUGGAGAGUGACACAUGUCCGGGGUUCAUAUCGGACGGGGAAGACAGGGUGGUGUGGACGAACAAGGCGUAUAGGGAGAUGGCUGGUGGGGAGGAGGUGGUGGUGGUUCUGGUAAGGAAGGAGGGUAUGGGUUACCCUUACCCGGCGGCGUUCACAUGCAGUGUGAGGGUCACGUGCCGGAGUGGUACGAAUUCUUCAACCCUAACGGUGCCGUGUGACGCGUGGAGGAUGGGUGGUGGAUAUGCAUGGAGAUUAGACGUUAAAGCUGCACUUUGUUUGGGUCGUUAA